Clupea harengus (Atlantic herring) is the source of this 1782-nucleotide messenger RNA. It is a transcript of the gene lrrc10b, whose product is annotated as leucine rich repeat containing 10B. Gene Ontology annotation, cellular component: cytoplasm. The record is from RefSeq and is a predicted model, not a curated record. Lineage: Eukaryota; Metazoa; Chordata; Actinopteri; Clupeiformes; Clupeidae. Gene Ontology annotation, molecular function: protein binding.
ACACACAUCAACUCUCAAAGAAAAGAGGAGGAGUAUACAGACACACACACACACACACUCGACACAUUAUCUGUUGGUGAUGGGUAACUCGUCUCGAAAAGGGGAAGGAGGCGAAGAGGGGGAGGAAGGGAAGGGGGAGGACGGCGAGAUGGAGAAAGUGAUCAAGAAGUCAGAAGAAGAGGAGGAGGAGGAGAAGGAGAAGGAGAAAGAAGAGGAGGACCAAGAGCUUCCCCUGGGCGUGGACGAGCUGCUGGCCAGCGGUGACCCCGUGCUCGACCUCAGCUACAGGAAGUUCCGGCGCCUUCCGCGGCAGGUGUGUGGGCUGGAGCACCUGGAGAAGCUGUACGUGUGCGGCAACCGUCUGCGGCGCCUGCCCGAGCGCAUCACGCAGCUGCAGCGCCUGCGCACGCUGGCCCUCGACUUCAACAAGAUGGAGGACGUGCCGCUCACCGUGUGCCAGCUGCUCAACCUCACCCGCCUCUACCUGGGCAGCAACCGCCUGGUGAGCCUGCCGCCCGAGCUGCGCAACCUGCAGGCGCUGCGAUGCCUCUGGGUGGAGAGCAACUACUUCAACCGCUUCCCCAAGCAGCUCUACGACCUGCCCCACCUGCGCUCGCUGCAGAUCGGGGAUAACCGCCUGCGCAGCCUGCCCUCUGACCUCUGGCGCAUGGAGGCCCUGCGGGGCCUGUGGGUCUACGGCAACCGCUUCGAGGAGUUCCCGCGAGUUCUGCUGCGGAUGGAGGGCCUGGAGAUCCUGGAUCUGGACAAAAACAAGAUCAGCCAGUUCCCGAGCCUGAGCCACCUGCCCAACCUGCGCCUCUUCUCCUACGACCACAACCCCACGGAGGGGCCGCCCAGGGUGGGCGAGGAGGUGUUCCUGGUGGGGGAGGGGGCGCAGGAGGAGCUGGAGGCGCGAGAGCGUCGCAUCGAGAGGAGGAGGCAACGGGAGAAGGACAAGGAGGAGGAGGAGGAGGCGGCGGCCGCGGCAGCUUCCGCCGGAUCGACCGAGGAGCCGGCCAUUCACGGGAUACUCAAGAACGCAGGCUCCGCCCCCGGCAGCAAAUCAACCAAUGGGGGCUGCGUGCCCAACGGACAUCCAACCACGGAUGGAGGAGGGGGAGGGGAGGGCAGAGAGGAGGAGCUGGGGGGGGAGUUUGGAGAGGGGGAACUGGAGUACGAGGAGGAGGGGCUAGAGUACGAGAGGGAGGAGUAUAUCUGUGAGGGGGAGGGGUUUGAGUAUGAGAGCAGGGCUCUUGAGUAUGAGAGGGCGGAGCUUGAUUAUGAAGAAUAUGAGGAGGAGGAGCCACCCCAGGUGCUGAGGAGAGGGACCUGACGUUAGGCUCCGCCUCCCUGACAUGGUGUCAUCCCUCUAAGAGGAAGCUGAUAAUGAGAAAAGUACACGGUUGUUCAGCCAAUCCCACGGCCCCACCUCGAUGUUCAGCCAAUCCCACGGCCCCACCUCGAUGCGCCGGGUUGACAGACAGACAACGGGGCGGAGCAAAGCAUGAUGGGAUGGCGUUGCUGUGGAUACAUGAGGGCUGAUCCUGUCUUUUAGAUUCAACUCAUUUUUAACCAGUAAAGGGCUGGAAGCUGCACAGAUGGUUCCUUUAAAGGACUCAAGGACAGUGUGUGUGUGUGUGUGUGUGUGUGUGUGUGUGUGUGUGUGUGUUUGUGUGCGUGUGUGUGUGUGUUAUGAGAUAAGUACACAGUGGCUGUAAGGCAACCCUGGCUUUGCUAUGUUGUGUGUUGGUGAAACCGAAUCUUGUCUCAUUAAAGAAUAAA